Messenger RNA from Trypanosoma conorhini, 1449 nucleotides. Its product is annotated as kinesin. The transcript has a single exon. Gene Ontology annotation, molecular function: microtubule motor activity; ATP binding; microtubule binding. The coding region runs from base 1 to 1449 and encodes 482 amino acids. Lineage: Eukaryota; Euglenozoa; Kinetoplastea; Trypanosomatida; Trypanosomatidae. The record is from RefSeq and is a predicted model, not a curated record. Gene Ontology annotation, biological process: microtubule-based movement; mitotic spindle organization.
AUGCUGCUGAAGCACGCCUUGGGAGGCAACUCUCUCACCACUAUGAUCGCGUGCAUAAGUCCCUCGGACCGGUACGUUGAUGAAACUCUGUCGACUCUUCUGUACGCUGGUCGAGCACGCAACAUCACGAACAUUCCACGCGUGAAUGAAGAUUCGAAGUCUGCCCUCAUCCGUCAACUCCGUGCGGAGGUGGCCAGCAUGAAGAAGGAAUUAGCGUACUAUAGAGGUCUGGCUUCGGAAAGUCUUGUAAAAGCUGACGUUGUGCAUUCUUCUGUGUACACUAUGCAAGAUGGUAUUGAUGAUGGUAGGGUGAAUGAAUUGGCAGAGAAACUUCUUCAAGCGUGUGAGGCGCUGAAAAAUAUCAUUGCCGUAAAUGGCCAGCUGCGAGAUGCUUUUGAUACAGUAAGAGACGCCAAGAUGCAACUUGAGCGGCGUGAAGUAGAACUUAAUGCAGAAAAUUUGGCAUUGCGCGAGCGAAUUGAAGUUCUCGAAUCUAUUGUGCUUAAGGAUGAUUUUGUAGAUCAAUCCUCUCGGGAUUGCGAGGUUGUGGGGGCUGAAACGAUGGAGCACCCAUGCCAAGACUUACUGUUUGUGUCGCCUUUGGUUGGCGUGGGCGCUGGUUCACCACGGAAGGAGGUUUUGCCCAGUCGUGCGUCCUCUGCUGAGUGGCCUCUGCAGCCGCGGAGCUCCCGCGGGCGAGGCGAGCAGCGAGCCUCCACACCCAGAGGGAACGGCCAUAGAAACGAAUUGUCAUUAGCUCCUUCGCGUGCACGCACUGUGACACGUUCUCAGUCGAGGGGAACUUCGGCACGUGAAGACAAGGCAAACGCCAACAGCGGGGCGGACUCAGUUUCAUGCAAGACAGUACUGAAGGAACGGCAAAGGCAGCGACAGUCCAAACUCAAGAAAAAACUGGAGGAGUACACAAAUCGUUAUUGUCAGCCAAAUCAUUAUAUGAAUUACGCAGAGUAUUAUGGUAAGGCGCGUCAGCAGAUCCCUGUCAAUCAAGCUGCAGCAGUAGCCAUCAAGGAGAUGGAGGUGACAUUGAAGCAGCUGCCGCGCAGCAUCGCGGAUACUGUGCCACAGUCUCUGAAACUUGCGUCGGAGUUUGGCACCUUGUCGUUUGGUGGUUCGCGUGAGGAGGUGGCGGAGUUGGAACAGCGGCGUCAGCAACGGGAAGCAAAAAGGAAUGCACUUCUUGCUCAGCAACAAGUCCUACGGGACAAUGUUACCCGGACAUUAUUAAAUGCAACGGAGCAACUAGAAUCGCUGCGGUGCGUGGGGGGCACUACCGUUGCGUUUACUCCCUACUCAGCUGAUGUUGCAGAACGCGCGAAAAUUUCCCGUAUAGGAGGAGCAUCUUUUGUGCCGGCAAUAUCAGCAAGCUGCGGCACAAGUCGGCUACGGGCUUAUUUGGACCGUAACUCGGUGAAGACGCCCAAUGUGUGA